Chanos chanos (milkfish) is the source of this 1782-nucleotide messenger RNA. RefSeq names its product thread biopolymer filament subunit alpha. Lineage: Eukaryota; Metazoa; Chordata; Actinopteri; Gonorynchiformes; Chanidae. The record is from RefSeq and is a predicted model, not a curated record. Bases 1 to 1782 code for a protein of 593 amino acids. The transcript is spliced from 10 exons.
AUGGCAGACACAGGCUUCCGAAUUAGCGGUGGGGCCGUCCGAUUUGGGGCCACGUAUGGGGGCAAUCGGCUUUUCUCAAGUGCCAGGGGUGGUGCCGGGGCAAGUCUGUCUCUAUCCCGCUCUCUGGGCAUGGCAAGGGGGCUUGGUGGAGCCGGGUUGGGCUUGGGUGGAGGUCUCGGUCUGGGGCUUGGAUUGGGAGGAGGAGGAGGUGGAGGAGGCCUGGGACUAGGGCUCGGAUUAGGUGCUGGAGCUGGUGCUGGCGCUGGAGCCGGGUUAGGUUUAGGCGGAGGUGGUUUGGGUAUUGGAGGCGGUAGAGCAGGGCUUAGGGUGGGGGCAGCCCCUCUCCGAGCACGGUUGGGAGGCCGCGUCUUUAAGAUCGGGGGGUAUGGCUUCAACCCAACCUUCCUCAGCAGCACCACCACAGUGGACGCCGGUUCUAGUCCUGUUCCCAGCAUUGACCCCUCGCUGCCUUCUAUGGACACAGUUCAGGUCACCCGCUUAAAGGAGAAAGAGGAACUGCAGGCCCUCAAUGACAAAUUUGCCUCCUUCAUUGAUAAGGCCCGGUCACUGGAACAACACAAUGCUAUCUUGAAAGCCAAGAUCUCCAUGUUCACCAACCCAGAACAGGGUGGUCCAGCCAGCACCUCUAUCCUUCUCACGUCUGCCAUUGGAACCUACAAGUCUCAAAUCGACAGUCUCACCGGCACCAAAGAGGCCAUUAUCGCAGAGAUUGAACACUACAAAGGCAUCAUUGAUGAUGUCCAAGCCAGGUAUGAAGAGGAAUCAGCUCAAACCAAAACUUUAGAGAUGGAUUGGACCACUUUGAAAGAGGAGGUGGAUGGCCUUUACCUUGCCAUUUUUGAGCUGCAGACCAGUAUCGGCGGAUUGGAGGACCAGAUCGCUCUGUCUAAGCAAGUAUAUGAUGCUAAAGUGAAGGAGGUAAGAAACAUUGUGACAGGCAGUGUGAAGUCAGCAGUCUCCAUUUCUGUGGAUAACACAGCUCAAGCCCAGGACCUGACCACAGCCCUGGCAGAAGUCAAAGCCCACUACGAAACUCUGGCCCAACGAAGCAAACAGGACGCUUUCCUCUCUGUCCAAGACAGUCUGUCUAUGAUGUCCGUGUCCUCUCAACCCAGCACACAGGCCCUCACAGCGGCCAAGGAGGAACUGAGGGUCUACAAACUCCAGAUCGAUUCUGUGCAGAGAGAAAUUGACAGACUCAAAUCACUGAAUAUUCAGCUCGAGUCUCAGGUAGAGGAAGCAGAAUCUCACUCCAGCUCUCACACUGAGACGUACCAGGAACAAGUUGUCACUCUCAAGUCUCAGCUCGACGAUCUGAGAAAGCAAAUUGCACACUAUGGCCAAGAGUAUCAGGAGCUGCUGGCCAGUAAAAUGUCUUUGGAUGUUGAAAUUACUGCCUACAAGAAGCUUCUGGACAGUGAGGAGAACAGGCUUAAGGCAGGCGGUGGUGUGACAGUCCACAUGACCAAGACGGCCGUGGGCGGAGGUGGUGGAGGUGGUCUUGCCCUGGGUGCAGGCGGAGGCGGACUGGGAGGUGGUGGAGGUCUCGGCCUUGGGGGUGGAUUUGGCCUUGGUCUCGGCCUGGGUGGCGGUCUAGGCGGAGGCCUUGGUGGUGGACUAGGAGGAGGCCUGGGAGGAGGCCUGGGACUAGGACUGGGCGGAGGAUUCGGCCUUGGAGGAGGUGCUGCUUCCUUUGGCGGUGGAAGCAGCUAUAUGUCAUCUAGCCUGAGCAGCAGUGCAUUGUCCUCCACUGUUUACUGA